Phascolarctos cinereus (koala) is the source of this 4623-nucleotide messenger RNA. It is a transcript of the gene CLMP, whose product is annotated as CXADR like cell adhesion molecule. Lineage: Eukaryota; Metazoa; Chordata; Mammalia; Diprotodontia; Phascolarctidae. The record is from RefSeq and is a predicted model, not a curated record. Gene Ontology annotation, cellular component: cell surface; cytoplasmic microtubule; membrane.
CUUUUUCUUUCCAAACAGGGAAAAGUGUUUCCAUGCGAAGAGAGCUUCUCUGUCACAAUUUCUCCUCUGGGGAAGAGUAUAAUCCCUGAUCUCUCUCCUCCCACUCCUGCCCGAAAGGAGAAGGGUGCGCUCCAGGCCCCUCCCCGGGGGCUGCGGAGUCAGAGGAGGCAAAGGCAGAAGAGAAGUCUUCUCUGUCUGUCUGACGUGCCUGGAGCUAGGGGAGCAACAGAGGGGAAAAGUGUCCAGUCCUGGAAACGGAAUGUCUUUCCUGUCCAUUCUCUUCCUCGUUUCCUGUUAUGUUGGAACAUGGGGGACUCAUAUGGAAAUCAAAAAAGUGGCCGAGGAGAAGGUCACUUUGCCUUGUCAUCAUCAGCUGGGGCUCCCAGAAAGAGAUACCUUGGAUAUCGAGUGGCUGCUAAUGGAACCUGAUGGGAAUCAAAAAGUGGUGAUCACCUACUCCAGCCGCCAGGUCUAUAAUAAUUUGACUGAAGAGCAGAAGGGACGUGUAGCCUUUGCUUCCAACUUCCUGGCAGGAGAUGCCUCCCUGCAGAUUGAGCCCCUGAAGCCUAGUGAUGAGGGCCAAUACAUCUGCAAAGUGAAGAAUUCAGGGCGCUACCAGUGGAACCGUGUCAACUUGAAAGUCCUGGUGAAACCAUCGAAACCUAAAUGUGAGCUAGAAGGAGUGCUGACUGAGGGAGGGGACCUGACCUUGCAGUGUGAGUCAUCUUCAGGCACAAAGCCUAUUGUGUACCACUGGCAGCGCAUCAAGGAAAAGGAGGGAGAAGAUGAACACCUGCCCCCGAAAUCACGGGUUGACUAUGAAAACCCUGGGCGUGUGUUGCUGCAGAAUCUCACUUUAUCUUCCUCUGGACUGUAUCAAUGCACAGCCGGCAAUGAGGCGGGGAAAGAAAGCUGUGUGGUUCGAGUGACUGUGCAGUAUGUACAAAGCAUUGGCAUGAUUGCGGGUGCAGUGACGGGCAUGGUGGCUGGAGCCCUACUGAUUUUCCUCUUGAUAUGGUUGCUCAUCCGAAGAAAAGACAAGAAAAGAUAUGAAGAAGAAGAGAGACCCAAUGAAAUCAGAGAAGAUGCUGAGGCACCUAAAGCUCGACUUGUGAAACCUGGCUCCUCAUCCUCGGGUUCCAGGAGUUCCCAUUCUGGCUCUUCCUCCACCCGCUCCACAGCCAAUAGUGCCUCCCGAAGUCAGAGGACACUAUCCAGCGAGGCUGCAGCCCAGCCAGGGGCAGCCUCCCACCCCUACAGCUUGGUGGGGUCAGAAGCAAGAGGCCCAGAGCCAAAGAAAGUCCAUCAUGCCACCCUAUCCAAAGCAGGGACCAUACCCAGCACAGUCCCCAAUCAGAGCAGAGCCUUCCAAACUGUCUGAGUUGAGAUGGACCCUCCUCCCAUAUACUUUCCUGAUGAUCAGAGUCUUGGGAUACUCCUGGUUACUUGGACCUCAGUCACCAGCCACCCAAUCCCUUCAGGACAGGGAGAGAGGUCAUUGAGAUGACUACAAACAUUGCAAAGGACGUGCCCAUCUGAGUUCUUUGUUUCAACAGGGCACCAAAUAAGGAUGAUAUGUGAACUAAGUAAUCUACAAAGAGGCAUUUCAUUAUGAUUUAAGACUGGAAUGGGCAGGAGAAGCUCAUUCCUACCUAUCUCUUAGCCAGGAUACCUGGAGAGGGAUGAGCAUGCUAGAGUCUAUUUGGCAUCACUGCUCUGAUUUACUAUUUCCAAUAAGAAAUAGGGUUUUGCUCAUGAUUUCCUAUGCACCUGUACAGACACCUGUUGAGUUACUACGUUUAUGCAAAUAUGCAAGCAGGGCCCACAAAGAUGUGGAUUAUUCAGAUGUUCACUUACCUGCCCAGUCUAGUUGGUUCACCACUUCUGAGAACACUGAAACACAGAACCCUGACUCUCAUCCUGGUUUUAGUUCACUUGUGGGAAGGCUUGCUCCUCAGUUUUAAGGGGGAAUUGAAGAGGUCCAAGAAAAAUAUGAAGCAAAGGAUUCUUUCUAUAUUCCACUUGCCUGGAAUCCUCCUACUUAAUGGCAAAGUUCUGUAAACAAACAAACAAACUGAAAACUUCUCCAGGGACUUGCUAAAGGUAUUAGUGUUUUGCUCAGGGGAUUUCUGAGAAAAUCAAGAACAUACAUGUAGGGCAAUCUUGCCUUUUCUUUCUUUUCUGUCUACCAGGAUUUUUGCUUUGGGGAUCUAUGUAGGAAAAGAAUGUUCAUUACAUGUUCUAAAAUAGUAUUAAGAAAGUGGUCUUCAAGAGAGAAGGGAUUCUUAGUGGAUAAUUCACAUUUAUAGAGUGCUUUACAGUUUGGAAUAUACCCCACCUCUCCCAAACACAUGAAUAGUGCAAAUAUUCUUAUCCUUGUAUUUCAGAUUAGUAAACUGAGGUUCAGAGGGGCUCAAUGAAUUAUUUAUAGCUACCUACCACUUGAACCCAGUUCUUCCAGCUCUUUGUUUAGUGCCCACUUCACAUGCUGCCUCUUCACACCAUGCUGCCUCUGAAUGCUACAGAUGUCCCCUGAAGUACCACCCUUGUCUUCUCUUCCUGAGACCACAAGCAACUCACAUUUCCAUACCAAAUGAACAGAAAGAGGACUGUCUUUUUCACAUUUGUUUCUAAGGAGUGCUAAAAAGAUUCUAAGAAGUUCUGUCUCCACUUGGGGAAUUCUGCCUCCUACUUUUUCCAUAACAGCUGUGGCUCUAGAAACCUUGGGGAUUCUUGGGCUUUGAAUGAUCCUACAGACCAGGCUUGACAGUCUUUCUGAUGGUAAAUAUUAAGUACUCCCCUUUCUUGGGAGAGUGAGGAGGAAGGAAACUAGUUUCUAUUAUGCUCUUUCACUGGCUAAGCAUGGUGAAUAUAGAUACAAGCAAAAAGAAAGAUAAUUCCUGCCCUCUAGGAGCUUAUGUUCCUAGGGGGAUAGAAUACAACAUAAAGGGGGGGGGCAUGUAUCUGGCCACUGAAGUAGACAGGGCCAAGAAGGUGGUGGUAAGCAGGUGGUUUGGCCAAUAAGAGAGCACCUGUCCAACUCUUAGACCAUCAGCAGAGAUCAGUGCUCCUCUAGCCCUCGAGGCUAGAGGUAACUGUGCAACACAAAACCAAAGUUGGGAAAGUAUUUUGUGGUGGGAGCACUGGCUGGCCAAGUAUUGGUCAGGCUUGAUUUUCUCUCACUUAGCUCAUAGGUUAAGCCCUUGGCAGCUAACCACUUAUCUGUUAGCAUCUUAAUGGGGAAAGGGAAGAAUCCAGUAGGAAUUGUGAAUAAAAGGCAGAGGUGGGCCUGGGGUGGGGGGGUGCUACCAAAUCAAAUUUCUUUCAUACUUCAUAGUUUUAUCUAUAUUGUUUCAAAAAUCAUCUCUUCUACUUAUGGCAUGAUGACUCUCCUUUUAAGUAGAUUCAAUUUCCCCUUCUAGAGCUGGUGACACUAUACACCCCCUCCCCCCUGCCCCAACAGACAUACAGUCCACUCACAUUUCACUGUCUUCUGAGGUGUCCUUGAGAAUAAUUAGUGAAGUAGAACACAAGGGCAGAAUCCUAGGAGAGAAAAGGUAAAGCUAAAGAUGGAAAUCUGUAUAUGUAUAGCUUCUCAAAUGAGGGUCUGGGUAUUAAAUAUUCUAAUGGAGACAAUAGUUUGAUUAGCAAGUACUUAGCAAGGUUACUGUCCCAUCAGUCUGGUUUUCCAUUCAUCACACAAUAUUAUAUUCAAGCAUUACACCCUUAUUGGCUCUAUAUAAAACAAAGCAAAAAAAAAAAGUAGAGAUAUGGGAGCAAGGCAUUACUCUGUGGAAUCUGCCUUGGAACUUGUCCAGUAACAUCUUCAACUGAGUUAAAGUUAUAUUGGAAUUCACAGGCCUUCCAGAUUUCCAUGGAGGCCUCCUUUAUAUCUUCAGUAAUUUGCUAUUUCAAAUUUUGAUUAGUGUUCCAGAUUUCCUUACCAUCUCAGUUUCCUGCCUAUGCUUUCAUCAGUUUGUCCUCUUUGGAUGAAGAGAAACAAGUUUGGCUCUUUUGAAGAGCCUAGUUAUCAGAAGACUAAAAUCCCUAUCCAAUGCUCAAAUUAUUUUGGAACUUUUCACCAUGGAAAUAUACAACACAUUCAUAAUACAGAUUGUUUGCCUGGAAGUAAGAAUUAGAAAGGAAAGCUGCUGGGGUAUUUAUUUAGAGAAGCUUUACCUGAUACUCGGGAGGUCUGAAGAUAAAGGCAGAUCUAUUGCUGUUCCAACCUGUAUUCCAUCAACCAUUGAUUCUUUAACAAAGGACCAAAAACCCCCCAAAUUUGGAAGAAACUUUGUGCAUGAAGGACUAUUUGAUUUGCAAAAAAAGGAUACAAAUGGAAUGUUGAUAAUGUUUAGAAAGAAACCAUUUUAAUAAAAUCUAUAGACCAAACAAUUUUAUAUAUUAAUGUAUUUAAGACAAUGUUACACUGUAUAUAAACUUUUGAAGUAGAGUUGCUGUAUGUAUUUUUUUUUCACUUCUGUUGCUAAACUGAAUUUUUUCCUCUCUUAACUGAUAGAAUUUAGUGUGUCUGGGACUGUAUUUGAGCAACAUGGAAGCCAAAUAUUUAUUUGAUUCUUUUGAAUCAAUAGCUUUUAAUAAAAUAAAGGUGAUACAGUAGGA